Messenger RNA from Paracoccidioides brasiliensis Pb18, 441 nucleotides. RefSeq lists its product as uncharacterized. The transcript has 3 exons. The coding region runs from base 1 to 441 and encodes 146 amino acids. The record is from RefSeq and is a predicted model, not a curated record.
AUGUCAUACGUCGCGACAACCUUCGCUCGCCGGGCAGCGCUGAGACAGGCAAUCCUCAGACGGCCCGCCACCUCCACUCCAAUCCGCCGCGUCACAUCCAAGGUGCAGGAAGCCGGUCUUGACACGGCCCCGAAGAGAGACCCCGAGCUCUACGUCCUCCUAGCUGUCAUGGUCGGUGCUUUCGGUAUUGCUGGCUGGUACCUGGGCAGCUCUCCCACAACUUCCACUUCGGAGAGCAACAUUCGCAUUGGCGAAAGCACUAUGCCAUGGGAACAGAAUGAUGAGUCCAAGACUAAUUUCAAAUACCAAUAUCACCCCUACGGUGACACCUCGAAGCCCCUCAAGAACGCCCCCAGCGCUCUGAAUGAGGUUGUCAUUCCCAACGUGACCUUGCCUAAGGAUCUCCAUGAUCGAUUCAACAAGUAUGGCAAGGAACUUUGA